UAUCACGUGACAAGAGAGUAGGAAGUAGUGUAGUUUUUUAGUAGCGCGAAACAAAGCCGUGAAAGCACCCCGUUAUAGCGACUCUCUGAAUCAACCAUACUGUGUGGACGAACGUCGUUAAAGAACAAUCAUGAGCCUACGGAAGCAAACUCCUAGCGACUUUCUGAAACAGAUAAUUGGAAGACCAGUUGUGGUUAAACUGAAUUCAGGCGUGGAUUACAGAGGUGUUCUUGCAUGCCUUGAUGGUUACAUGAACAUCGCUGUUGAACAAACAGAAGAGUAUGUGAAUGGACAGUUAAAGAACAAAUAUGGAGAUGCAUUUCUGAGGGGGAAUAAUGUCUUGUACAUCAGCACCCAGAAGAGAAAGCUGUGAAGAUUUGCAGUUCCUUUGAAGUUGUUUAUAUUUUCUGAAGAUUUUAGGUUUUUCAGUUGUACAUUGCGCCAACAACUUACGUUAAUUGAGGUCUAAUUGCAGUAAUAGUUUUCAGUUGUAGUUUGUCCCAACGACUUCUGUUUAUUGAUGUGCAAUUGCAGUAGUAGUUGCAUUAUGUUACAAUAAAUGGUUUAAAGUA
Messenger RNA from Engraulis encrasicolus (European anchovy), 572 nucleotides. RefSeq names its product LSM6 homolog, U6 small nuclear RNA and mRNA degradation associated (gene lsm6). Gene Ontology annotation, cellular component: U6 snRNP; nucleolus; P-body. Gene Ontology annotation, molecular function: RNA binding. The record is from RefSeq and is a predicted model, not a curated record. Gene Ontology annotation, biological process: mRNA splicing, via spliceosome; maturation of SSU-rRNA. Bases 131 to 373 code for a protein of 80 amino acids. The transcript is spliced from 4 exons. NCBI's taxonomy places the organism in Eukaryota, Metazoa, Chordata, Actinopteri, Clupeiformes, Engraulidae.